AAACGCACCAAAAUUCAGAGCUUUGAUACAUUUCAGACAAGAAAAAUCCAUGCAAAAGAGCAGGUAAAAGGAAAAUGGAAGGAGUGAAAUUCUCAAUGACGAGUUUGCUUCUUAACUGUUACACCGUGGAUAAGACAGCUCUUCGAAUGAUCUAACUUUUAAUUUACCAUCGUUUAUCUGCAAAGCGGAAACUCAAUCCGAUGAUUGAUAACUUAUCAUGUCUAACUGGUCAAUACUUAGAAAUAUUUCACAAAAUAAUUCAACCGGCCUUGGUGCUUCUGAUUUUCAGUUUGUGCGGGUAUUGCAGCUGUUUUUCUACUCCGUUAUAAUCGCUGUAGGCUCCAUCGGAAAUGCGUUAAUAUGCCUGGCAAUCCUCAGUCGCAGAAAGAGAAAGACAAGUGAGUAUUUUAUUCUCAACCUAGCAAUAACUGAUUUAUUAACCAGUAUUGUUAGCAUUCCAUUGGAUAUUAUCGAGCGAUUAGCCGGUUAUUGGCCAUAUGGCCCGUUCCUUUGUAAGUUGGUGUAUCCUCUUCAGACGGUUCUAAUGUCUGUGUCUGUAGCGACACUACUGGCGAUGAGCUUAGAACGACAUCGAGCCAUACUUCACCCGCUGAAGCCCCGGAUGAAGGGAAGGAAGCCUGUCUGCAUUAUUUGCAUCAUAUGGGUCGGAAGUGCAUUACUCGUGUCUCCCUAUAUUUACGUACUGGGUUUCAAUUCAGGAAGCUGUAUAGAGAACUGGCCUGGUGUGAGCUACGUCAAAGCAUACACCAAGUCUGUUUUUAUCGUGUUAUACGUUUGUCCACUUUUUGGCAUAACUGUUGCUUAUGUACAAAUUGGGAGAAGGCUUUACAAGGACAUUAAGACUCUUCAGGUUGUUAUGGCUGAUACAGAGGGUGGUAUGACUGGGCGACAAGUGCUCAAAACGCGUGCACACCGCAACUUGCGCAUUGUGAAAAUCUUUGUGGCAGCGGUCGUUGCGUUCGCAGUAUGCAUGCUGCCAAAUCACGUGAUGUGGAUCUGGAAUGACUUUGGGAGCGGUUCAAACUUCGAGCACUUUUACGACCUGUUGGUUUUUACAAAUAUCUUGGUGUACGCCAACAGCUGUAUGAACCCUUUCAUAUUUGGGACCUUGCAGACCCGGUGCACCAGCUGUAAAGAAUUUAUGAGAGGUUCCCAAGACAGGGAUGAGAGCAGUGGGCAUCGAAGAAUAUUUUCCAUGCGGGUCUCAUUUACAAGUUCCUCCAGACUAAGGACGUUUAUUCGAGGGACACUGCGGGGUCCGCGCUCAAGUCACUUGAUUCCUUCAAGCCGCAAGGAAAGUCUCCCCACUACAAGAGCGACUUUUAGAGAACUCCAGCUGCUAGAUGAUAAAGCAGAUGCAGAGAGCAAUCUUUAACUAUUUCAUUUCGUAAAAAACCAAAAAGUAAUUUCUCACCUCCUCGUGAGUUGUUCUUGGACCCACGCUUACCCACUUUUCUCUGUUUCAUUAUUACGCUGAAAAUUUAUCACCUUUUUCAUUCUCUCAACUCACACGGAGCUUUUGACAUAGUGGUUUCCAUCAGUUUGUGGGACUCGUGUUAAAUAUGAACUUGAUAAUGACCCAGCUUGCUACAGAAAAAUUAUUCUAUAAGUAAUUUCCUCUGGCAGAAUCAAUACAUCGUCAAGCCGA
Messenger RNA from Pocillopora damicornis (cauliflower coral), 1669 nucleotides. RefSeq names its product QRFP-like peptide receptor. The record is from RefSeq and is a predicted model, not a curated record. Gene Ontology annotation, cellular component: plasma membrane. Gene Ontology annotation, molecular function: G protein-coupled receptor activity. NCBI's taxonomy places the organism in Eukaryota, Metazoa, Cnidaria, Anthozoa, Scleractinia, Pocilloporidae. Gene Ontology annotation, biological process: G protein-coupled receptor signaling pathway.